CAAGUGGUUCGAGAUCGUGACGCUGCUGACCGAGGAAGAGGAAUUAUCGAUGGGAUGGAGUUUAUGCGCUUUUUGGACUAAUUUUACGAGCGUCGAAUCGCACCAACUCUGUAAGAAGUAUGCAAAAACUCACCCUUGAUUUAGGAAGUUAAUCCGGACAGGUUUGGAUUGCUCUUCCUGUUAAAACAAUUGUUCCUAAACUUUUUGCUGGGAUAAAUCCCGGUUCAUUUUGAACCUUUCAUGAUGAACACGUUAGAGCUAAGGCGUUGCAGUAUUAUGAAUAAGUGUGUGGUAAAUUUUUGUUCCGACGUCCGCGCAAAAUGUGGAGCGUAGCGGUCAUUUCUGAGAGCCCAUCGUAAAACAACACUGGUCGACUGGACUGAAUGCUCCUUUCCUGCCAUUCUUCUUAGCUUGUUCGCGCUUCCUGCUUGUGAUGGCCACUGCACUUAACGGCUAAAAAUACAAGUACAAACCGAAUGGACUGCUAGAAUAGUUUACGUGGAGUGUAAUCCUUCCAAAAGAGGUUUUAUUUUUAAGUCUGUACGAAGAGCGCGCAGCAGGUGGAAUGUGGGAUGGGGAAAAGAUGCAUUAUGCAAUAUGAGGUGAUCUGGAGGGUCCCAAAAAGUUGAGAAAUGCUAUUGUAUCAAAAUAUUGUGCUUGAAAUCUUCACAGAUGUUGAGAAUAAUUUUAAAGUGCCAGUGUUGAUUGCAAGACACAACCUUUUGGAAUGAAUGAAAUCCCCUUUUGAUUCCUCCAUUUAAGACAUCUCAGUUGGUUUGGCUUCUGAAGACCUGUCCCUGAUGAACCAACAAGAUAGACAGGAAAGGGAGAGUGGCGCAAUAAAGUACGCCUUUGUACUUUAUUUAGAAACCAUCAGGGAGGUCAUCCAAUCCAAACAUCUAGUUCCAUGGAGCCCCUGAAGAACAUAUUCAGCCGCGGCCCGCUGUCCAACUGGAAGAAUUUGGAUCAAUCCGCAAAAGGGAACUUCACCAACCCAGUGUGGACCGCCUUGUUUGACUACGAAGCGUCAUGCAAGGAUGAGCUCACUUUACGGAAAGGCGAUCUUGUCGAAGUGCUCUCCUUGGAUUCCGAAAUUUCAGGGGAUGAAGGUUGGUGGGCCGGGAAAGUCAACAACAAAGUGGGCAUCUUUCCUUCCAACUAUGGGUCCUUCAAGCCAAGCGGAUAUGGCAACCUCCCGGGGAGAGCUGUCGUCGGCGAACUUGGGCCUGGAGAAUUCGAACCGCUCGUUGUGGAUUUUCGGGAGUUAAGCUUGGAAGAGGUUAUUGGAGUAGGUGGGUUUGGGAAAGUCUAUCGAGGUACAUGGAGAGGAGAAUUGGUGGCUGUGAAAGCUGCCAGGCAGGAUCCCGAUGAGGAUAUUAGCGUGACUGCCCAAAAUGUUCGCCAAGAGGCUAGGUUGUUUGCAAUGCUAACACACCCCAAUAUCAUAGCGCUAAAGGGGGUGUGUCUGCAAGAGCCCAAUCUGUGCCUGGUAAUGGAGUAUGCCUCAGGAGGGGCAUUGAGCCGGGCACUAGCGGGGAGAAGGAUACCCCCGCACGUGCUGGUUAACUGGGCAGUGCAGAUUGCUCGUGGGAUGCUCUACCUCCACAGUGAAGCCAUCGUGCCGGUCAUCCAUCGAGAUCUUAAGUCCAAUAACAUCUUGCUUGCUCAGCCCAUAGAAAAUGAAUGUAUGGAAGGUCUGACACUGAAAAUUACAGACUUCGGCCUGGCCCGUGAAUGGCACAAAACCACCAAGAUGAGCACAGCGGGGACCUAUGCCUGGAUGGCCCCUGAAGUCAUCAAAGCCUCCACUUUUUCCAAGGGCAGCGACGUCUGGAGUUAUGGUGUCCUGCUUUGGGAGCUUCUGACUGGCGAGGCACCCUAUAGAGGAAUCGAUGGUCUUGCUGUGGCCUAUGGAGUAGCUGUGAACAAACUCACUCUCCCUAUCCCCUCCACCUGCCCGGAACCCUUCGCCCAGCUCAUGUCAGAGUGCUGGGACCAGGACCCACACCGCCGGCCCACCUUCAGCUCCAUUCUGUUCCAGCUGCUGGCCCUGGAGCAGCAGGUAAAGGAAGAGAUGCCCCCCGAGUCCUUCCAUUCUCUGCAGGACAACUGGAAACUGGAGAUCCAGGACAUGUUUGACCAGCUCCGCGCCAAGGAGAAGGAGCUGCGUUGCCGUGAGGAGGAGUUAAAGAGAGCUGCUCUAGAGCAGAAGUCCCAUGAGGAGUUUCUGAGGCAGAGAGAGCAACAGCUGGCCCAGUGGGAGCAGGACGUGUUUGAACGCGAGCUCAGCCUCCUCAUCCUCCACCUCAACCACAACCAGGAGAAGCCCAAUGUCAAGAAGAGGAAAGGAACCUUCAAGAAGCACAAGCUCAAGGCCAAGAAUGGCAUGAUCAGCAUGCCCCAAGAUUUCAUCCAUAAGAUCACAGUGCAGGCAUCCCCAGGUCUGGAGAAGAGAAGGAACUCCCCUGACCUAGGUUCCGGCUCAUCUCCUUCUUUUGGACCCAGGUUACGGGCCAUUCAAUUGUCCCCCAGUGACCACAGCAUGGGAGGCUUCAUGAGUCCGGUGCUGUCCCUGGAGACGUCCUCUCUCAAACAGGCCAAUGGAGAGCUGCGGUUGGGGCCCCACUGGAGACCCCAGAGCCCCAAGAGCCCCAAGAGCCCCAAACUCCUGCGCCUCAGUCCACAAGAGAGCAGCUUGUCCAUGCGUGCCAAGUUGCUGGAAUCGGACAGCAAUGAGAGCAGGGAGUCCAAGGAUGAUUUUGAGACGUACCGACCCCACACGCCCACCCCUCCCGCCGCACAGAACGGCUCGUCAUCCAAAGACAGUCUGCGCUUGCCUCUAUCUCAGGGCGACUCAAGCAGCGAUGGAGGGGGAUCCUCUCCUGCCGGCUCCCCGCACCCAGAGAGGGGCUUCCUGGGCGGGCUUCUCAAGAGCACCCAUCAGGCCCUGGUGGGUGGUGGCUCCCUGUUAGCCUCCGUCGCCCUGGGUCGCACUCUGGACGUUCCCCCUCCCGUCCCCCCACGCAGCAACCCCCCCUCCCUUGGCGAGCGCACACCCUCCGAGCCCGAUAUAUCGCUCCCGAGACCCCUCACAACGGACCCUCCCGUAGUGGAUGACCUUAUAACCUUCUCCACAUCAGAACCGCUCCCGAAACCGAUAUUGGAUCUAGCUUUGCAGCGACAAGAACUGAAGCCCCUCCCCCUCUUGUUGACCCCGCCCCCUCCAAAUCCAAGAGAGAGGAGUGGACACCGGAUGCUGCAGCCCCCCCACAGUCCUAAAGCCCCACGGACCCCCCAGGAGCAGCGGGACAGUUGGGUUGGCUCGGUCAGCUCGGGGGAGUGGACUCACAAUAUUCAGCCGGCAAAUGGGGAACAGGGCUGUGAGGCCUGGGAGCCCCCUACAGACACCACCAGGAGGAGCUCCAGUCAGGGUCUGCACGCCUCUCAGCUUGUUUUGGACCUACCACUAUGCCAGGACACCCAGGACCCCGAAGACAAGCCCCUCCCCCCUUACGUCUUGCACCCUCACCCCGGCCUCUGGAGCCCCAAGACCCGCCGUCUCGAAGUGUCCGUCAUACCUAGGCCCCGCCCCUCCCCUGUCCGUCAUCGCAUCGACCCAUGGAGCUUUAUUUCGGCUGGUGGAGGAGGAGGAGCCAACGCCGCAUCCACCCGCACCCCAAACCGAGACACCAACUUCGGAUACCAACCUUCGCCUACCAACCCAUUCACUAGCUGCGAUCCGUUCCCAUCUCCGGACUGUGACCCGUUUUCGCUAAAAGCUGACCCAGCUAACAACCACGGCUCUUCUACAUUUGACCCAUUUUGUGCACCCUUCCCAACAUCUCGCUCGGCUCCAUGUUCGGCAAACGGAUCUCCCACAUUGCCGACAUUCCGGAUUGCGCCGUUGAAUCCGGCUGAUUCACCACUCAUAGACUUGGGGUGGGCAGGGAGAAGCGCAGAAGGAUCCAAAGAAAGAGCGCUGCCACGGAAGACGCUAGGUCUAAAGCCAUUCAAAUCACCCACACAGCUAAGGGAUGACCGCUUCUAGACAGAUUUCUGUUGUCUCAAGAUUGGAUCUUUAUUUCUCCUGGACCUACUACAUCUGCAAUCUACCUGACUAUUCUCAUCUUGGAACCAUUGUGACUAUAUAAAGAAAUGCAUAACGCUACUUGCUGUUUUUUCAAACUGAACACAGCAUACAGAACAAUGGACAAUUUGAGAGCCUUAUUUUGUAAUUUUGUAAAGUGCUUUACUAUACAGUCCUAAAGGUGCCCCGGUAAGAAGGCAAGAUGCUCCGAAAUUUGCCUUCCAAUUUUCGAAUCCGCUUAGCAUAGUAUAGCAUUACAGUGACAAAAAUAUGUCUAGACUCAUUGUUCUAGGUAAGCUUGCAACACAAAAACCAUUCCCCCAGAAAAAAGAACAUUCCGAGCUGAAAUCCCAACAUUCCGGUCAGAAGUCGAUAGAUAGCAUUCCUGGUUUCAUUCCGAGGGUGAAAUGCCAUGGAAUUUGGGCAAUCCGAUUGGUAAUAGGGGCUGGCAUGCAUUCACAAGCUGCACAGGAAGCCAUCAGCAUUCUGACGAUCUGUGCCAAAAAAUGCCACUGCAGGGAAUGAAAAGCGGGACAAAAAGGGUAUUUUGGAAUGGAUUGGGUAUGCCUUCGUCAAGGGCCAAAUUUGGGGUUUGCCAGACAGGCCCAAACAGACAAUAGAAGUUAAAAGGCAUUUCUUAAAGGGGCCAUGAAAUGCUAUUUUGAAUCAUGGUUUAAUGUUGUUGCCUCAUCAAAAACAUAUCUGGGCUUUUGUGUAAUUUGUUUAAGAUUAAGUAAAUUGACUUGGUUUAAGAUUUUAUGUAAGCAAGUAAAGCCAGUAAGUGCUCUUGUGUGUUUGCAAAAUACAUACGAUUUAACUGGAUUUGUUAUAUGGUUUCAGUAUUAAAAUUUAAGCUCACUAAGAAUCUUCUAUCUUGUAGUGCUGUGUUGACAAUUAGCAAUGCUGCAAACUUGGGAUUUAAAAAUACAUCACUACCAUCUGUUGCCAGCAGAGGGAGCCAGACACUUAAUCCAUGUUUUUGUGUAUUUGCUCUUUAAGGUUAAAAACAUGACAUGCCAAAGGUGGCCAGAAAUGUUUUGAAAGCCAAAAUCAACUAGCAUGCUAACAGUGAAAUUUGUGAUUAUCUGACAUUAAAAUUUUUUAUAAUUAGAUGCGUGAACAAUACACUGUAGACUUAUUUUAAUCUCAAGAGCAGCUUAUACAAUGUAUCUAUAUAGGAGGAGAGACAAAUUUUGCUCAAGUACAUGGUGAAAGAAUAAUACCUUAUAAUACCAAGCUAGCUAAACCUAAAUGACUUGUUGGCAUACUUGAUCAUUAGGCUUUGCACUAAGGCCUUACUUUUCAGCUCACAAACAUGGUAGAAUAACUAUUGAAUACACAACACAAUGAAAUCCAGCCUUGAAUGCUGAGUGCUAAAAAACAAUUGGGUUUUCCUAAUAACUAUGUAACAGCUGUGGGAAUGUGGCAGCCACACCAAAUAGUUCCUGAAAAUGUGCAGAUUAAAAUGAACUAAUGGAACACUUUGUACAAGUCUGCUUUUUAAGACAAAACAGGUGAGGAAGAGUUCAACCAGUUCAAUUGCCAAUAUCACAAUUAUUAAGUACUAUAUGCAACUAUUUAUGUAGGCCUAUAAUAGGUUCACUCAUUAUAAAUAUACAAUCCAGAAGGGCUCCUCUGUGUUUUUAAAGUCCAUUCACUUUCCCCAGACUUCUAAUUGCAGCACAUUACUAAUCCCACUUCAACAGGCUAAUGUAAGAAAAUUAAAGGCACUGUACCUGAUUUAGUAGGUUUAAAUUUAUCCCUCACUUUCCUUUCACAUUCUUAGUAUGCUAAUUCUUCACUGCAAUGAAACCGUCACAUUAAAGUUAACAACAACUAGCUAACAGUACACUAUUGUUACUUCCUGGUUUGUGCUUGGUAAAAACACUAUAAUUGAAUGCGGAUAGUACACAGUGGCCUGAUUUUGAUCCUAAGAGCUGCUUUUGCAAUAUAUUUAUACUGGGGAAAAAACAAAUUUUACUGUGUUACUAUGAAAAAAUUGGAUACAGCCCCUUUAAAUUUAGCUUUUGAGUCUGAAGAUGAUAAUAAAACAGAAACCUGAUUUUUACUUAAUACACUGGUCACUCGUUUAUCACGGAAGUUACUUCAAAAAAUAACCCAUAAUAGGCAAAAAUCCACAAAGUAGUCAAUUACAAUUAUUAUACAAUCCCAGUUCCAACAAAGUUGAGACGCUAUGUAAAACAAAACAAAAAAUACAGAAUACAAUUAUUUAUAAAUCCUUUUCAAUCUAUAUUGAACUGAAUAAACUACAAAGACAUGAUAUUUAAUGUUCAAACUGAUAAACUAUUGUUUUUAUACAAAUAUUCACUCAUUUUCAAUUUUAUGUCUGUAACAUGUUCCAAUAAAGCUGGGACAGGGGCAUGUUUACCACUGUGUUACAUCACCUUUCUUUUUUAACAACAAUCAAUAAGCGUUUGGGAACUGAGGACACUAAUUGCUGAAGCUUUGCAGGAGGAAUCCUUUCCCAUUGUUGCUGAAUUUACAACUUCAGUUCCUCAGCAGUCCGGGGUGUCCGUUGUCAUAUUUUGCGCUUCAUAAUGUGCCACACAUUUUCAGUGGGAGACAGGUCUGGAUUGCAGGCAGGCCAGUCGAGUAAUACACUUUUACUGCAAAGCCUGUUGUAACACGUGCAUAAUGUAGCUUGGCAUUGUCUUGCUGAAAUAAGCAGGGACGUCCCUGAAAAAGAUGUUGCUUGGCAUAUAUGGCAGCACUCUCAAAGUUCAAACCUUCGUAGAUAAAAAAAAAAAAAGCACAGUAUUAUAAAAUGAAACCAAAGAUCAAGACCUGUUUUCGGGCCCAAACAUUUGUUUGCGAAAUAAAAAUAUAAAUGUUUUCCUGUACUGUAAAUAAAAAUGAUAGUUUUUAGAAAUACGGCCUGUGCAGAACGAUUCAUUGACAUUACGUUUUUUGGGGGGAGAAAACUUGCAGACAUGCAGCACUUCAGAGUCGCAUUGCUAGCAGUCAAACAUUUAUGUAAAUUUGGCAAGCUGAACGCAUUCUGUACUCUACAGGAGACACGACACGGAGGAGAUUGGCUAAGGCACUGUAGACCAUUUUCAACCAAUCAGGAUCCAGACAAUGCGUGUUCAUACGCUGUGAGGAAAAAAAAGUAUGCAAAACUGCACUAAAUAAAAUUUGCGAAACAGUGAAGUCGCGAAAGGU
Molecule: messenger RNA, 7270 nt
Organism: Periophthalmus magnuspinnatus
Lineage: Eukaryota; Metazoa; Chordata; Actinopteri; Gobiiformes; Gobiidae
Product: mitogen-activated protein kinase kinase kinase 11
Exons: 11
Coding region: 908-4048 (1046 amino acids)
Biological process (GO): positive regulation of apoptotic process; protein phosphorylation; microtubule-based process
Cellular component (GO): centrosome
Molecular function (GO): JUN kinase kinase kinase activity; ATP binding; protein binding
Source: RefSeq, a predicted model, not a curated record